Colletotrichum costaricense is the source of this 1473-nucleotide messenger RNA. RefSeq lists its product as uncharacterized. The coding region runs from base 1 to 1473 and encodes 490 amino acids. Gene Ontology annotation, molecular function: phosphatidylserine decarboxylase activity. The record is from RefSeq and is a predicted model, not a curated record. The transcript has a single exon. NCBI's taxonomy places the organism in Eukaryota, Fungi, Ascomycota, Sordariomycetes, Glomerellales, Glomerellaceae. Gene Ontology annotation, biological process: phospholipid biosynthetic process.
AUGCUUUACUAUCUCAUCCACAGCUUCAAGUCCAACAAGGACGCCGAACCUAGCCUCGAGCCACCAAACCACCAAGAUGUCUCAACCUCUGAAAAAUGGCUCGCCCACAAAAUCCACCAACCAACAACCACCACUCCCACCCUGAACCUAGAGACCGCCACCGCCACCGUUGUCGACGACCUAAACCCAAGCCUCACCAACCUCCGCACCGUCGUCGAAAAUGACCCCCACCUCGCUGUCCUAGCAGACCAAAUGUUCACUCAAGCCGCCGCCCUCCAGCCCCGCGACCCGACAGAGCAACCCGCCGUCCAGUCCUUCCGCCAGUUCCUGCAGGUCGUCAACGUCAUCAUGCGCUCCGGGCCGCAGUUCUUUGACCGGCCGGGUAAUGAGGAUGCCAUGGGGUUCGUGGCCGCGCCGAUCAACGCCUUGUUGAAUUAUCCCAUGGGCACGGCGGCGGGUUACGAGUUCUUUCGGAGGUCGGAGGUAAAUGAGGCGAUGGGGAAGGUGUUAAGUGCUUGGGGCGAGUUUCUUGCUUCGGGGGAGUCGAGGGGGUGUUUGAGGGCUUGGGUGUCUGCUUCUGGGCAGGUUGUGAUGGCGGAGAGGGCGAAUGGAAGGUUGGAAGGUGGAGGGUCGGGGUUUAAGGAGUUGUUUGUUUGUCCCGAUGCUGAGGAUAUGGAGACGCUUGGGUAUGAAUCGUGGGAUGCGUUCUUUGUAAGGCGGUUUCGGGAGGGGGUGCGGCCUGUGGAGUUUCCCGAUGACGAGGACCACAACGGCGGGGAGAAGCUGUCUGUCACGGGCAGCAGUGGCACUGUUGACAUUCAAGUCGACGACAACACCUCGGUCAUCGUCAACGCGUGCGAGUCGGCGCCGCUGCAAGUCGUAUCCGACGUCGCCCUACGAGCAGACGUCACGCUAAAGGGCCAGCCGUACUCCCUCGCCGGCAUGCUCAACAACAACGCGCUCGCGCCGCAGUUCGUCGGCGGGACGAUCUACCAGGCCUACCUGAACGCCUUCAGCUACCACCGCUGGCACGCGCCAGUGGGUGGGCGGAUCGUCGAGGUCGAGAUGAUUCCGGGGACGUACUUCAGCGUCAACAGAUACCAGGGUAUAGCCGCGUGUGACAACGACAAUGAAGACACAGAUGGUCCGGAUCCGCAGGCGCCGUGUAGAUCGCAGGCGUACACCGCUUCCGUGGCGACGCGGGCGGUGGUGUAUAUCCAGGCGCGGAAUCCGAGGAUCGGGUUGAUGGCGAUUGUGUUUGUGGGUAUGACGGAGGUGUCUAGCUGCGAGGUGACUGUACGGGCUGGGGAGGAGGUUGUGAAGGGGCAGGAGAUUGGGAUGUUUCACUUCGGGGGCAGUUCGCAUUGUUUGGUGUUCCGGCCGGGUGUCGAGUUGAGGUUUGUUGAGAACCGAUUUCCUGCGGGUCUUGAAGGGAAUAAUAGGGUCAAUAGUGCGCUCGCUGUAGUUGAGUAA